UCAACUUUUCGUAAGUCGACCGCCCCAACGCGGUGGACAUUGGUAUAAAGUGAGGAGGCUUCGUCGAUUCUGCACUCAUCGCUCACCAGCCGAAUCGAACACAAGCUCAACAUGAUCAAGAUCGCGUGCUUCCUCCUCAUGGCAGCUAUGGCGUCUGCAGGAGUACUCCAUACCGCCCCUCUGGUCUCCGGACCUCUGGUUGCAGCACCAGCGGCAGUGGCAGCUCUUCCAGCACCCAUCGUAACGGCUAGAAGCAGUCAAGUCGUGGCUAGGAACUAUAACACGUUCGCUGCUGCACCACUCGCGGCUUAUGCCGCGGCUGUACCUGCGGCUCUACCUGCGGCCGUACAUGCAGCCGUACCUGCAGCCGUCCAUGCCGUACCUGCACCGAUCGCCUUUGCCGCUCAUGCUGCGCCACUCGCAUUCUGAUCCCGUCCACGUUGCGACCACCCUGAUA
This is a messenger RNA of Eufriesea mexicana, 457 nucleotides long. Its product is annotated as pupal cuticle protein C1B. NCBI's taxonomy places the organism in Eukaryota, Metazoa, Arthropoda, Insecta, Hymenoptera, Apidae. The transcript is spliced from 2 exons. The record is from RefSeq and is a predicted model, not a curated record. Bases 112 to 429 code for a protein of 105 amino acids.